This is a messenger RNA of Penicillium nucicola, 846 nucleotides long. RefSeq names its product triose-phosphate isomerase. Gene Ontology annotation, cellular component: cytosol. Lineage: Eukaryota; Fungi; Ascomycota; Eurotiomycetes; Eurotiales; Aspergillaceae. The record is from RefSeq and is a predicted model, not a curated record. Gene Ontology annotation, molecular function: triose-phosphate isomerase activity. The coding region runs from base 1 to 846 and encodes 281 amino acids. Gene Ontology annotation, biological process: glyceraldehyde-3-phosphate biosynthetic process; gluconeogenesis; glycolytic process. The transcript has a single exon.
AUGGAAACCACCUACCCAAUCCUCCCACCCAAGCUCCUCCUCAUCUCCCUAAAGAUGUACUUCAGUCCAGACCGCACACUCUCCUACCUGCAAGCACUCCUAAACCCAACCAACGAAAUCGUCCACCCAACCAACCGCCACAACCUCCUCCUAGCCCUAAUCCCCGACUUCCUCACCAUCCACCCCUGCGCCGCGAUAAUAAAAAGCUACGAAGAAACCCUACGCACCCAAAACCUCCCCACCACCCCGCCAGCCUUCCUCCUCGGCGCGCAAGACUGUUUCUGGGAACCGGCCGGCGCCUACACGGGCGAAGUCUCGCCCGCGUCGCUCGCAAGCCUGGGAUGCCAGAUCGUCGAGCUGGGACACGCCGAGCGCCGGGCCAUCUUCCACGAGACGGAUGCGCAGACGGCUGCCAAGGCCGCGGCGGUCUGCGCGCACGGCAUGGUGCCGCUGGUUUGUGUGGGGGAGGUGACUGCGCCGGGGGCGGUGGCUUCUGAGGCGGUUGGGAGGGCGGUUGCCGAGUGUGCUGUUCUGGUGCGUGCUGUGCUGGGUGCGGUUCCUGAUGCGGCGCCGGUUGUGUUUGCCUACGAGCCUGUUUGGGCGAUUGGGCAGCCGAGGCCUGCUGGUGUUGAUCAUGUUGCUGCUGUUGUGGAGGGGAUUCGGGGGGUGGUGGGGGAGAGGAAGGGGACGGUGAGGGUUCUGUAUGGGGGGAGUGCUGGGCCUGGGCUUUGGAGUGAGGGGGGGCUUGGGAAGGCUGUUGAUGGGAUGUUUUUGGGGAGGUUUGCGCAUGAGAUUGGGGGUGUUCGGGAGGUUGUUCGGGAGGUUGAGGAGAGUUUGGGGCUUUGA